Lodderomyces theae is the source of this 1869-nucleotide messenger RNA. RefSeq lists its product as uncharacterized. Gene Ontology annotation, biological process: intracellular iron ion homeostasis; copper ion import; iron ion transport. The record is from RefSeq and is a predicted model, not a curated record. Gene Ontology annotation, molecular function: ferric-chelate reductase activity. Lineage: Eukaryota; Fungi; Ascomycota; Pichiomycetes; Serinales; Debaryomycetaceae. The coding region runs from base 1 to 1869 and encodes 622 amino acids. The transcript has 2 exons. Gene Ontology annotation, cellular component: plasma membrane.
AUGUCAAAUGUACAGAAAUGUGACUCCAAUCGUAAGCAGCAGUUCAUUGUAAUGCAGUUUGUGGUCUUCAUCACGUUGCUUUCAUUUAUUGAAGCAUCCAAUGUUCCAAAGGCUAAUAAUCUUCCUUGUAUUCGAUAUAAAGAGAUGAUACCCGCAUACGCAUGCAGUUAUCAAGUAAAUGACCAUGCAAGAUACUGCGAAGAUGGUACAUUGUACAAAUCUAACACUACCUGUCUAUGCAAUAACAUCAAUUGGCUUGCCUCUGUUGUUGGUUGCUUAUCGUGCAAAGGCAACUUGGAAAUAAAGAAGGCUCAUGGGCUCAAGAAGUUUUGCCGUAUCAAUGGGGGAGUAGAUUUGAACCAGGAAAUAAUAGAACUUGCGUAUCAGACAUUCCUCAGUUCAUGUCUGUCCCCGCCAGCAUCAAGCGCAGACACUAUAAUUGACUUUCCCAUUUGUUUACAAUUGCUGGAAGUGGAGCUAUAUAGAAAAGCAUAUGAGAAAUACCUUGGUAACUUUGAUGAUUCAAUAUACUAUGGCACUGCAAUAUAUGGGUAUUGGUUUGUUGUGAUUGCGUUUGCAGGCAUUGCCAAUUGGAGUCUGGCCUGGUCAAAAUUGUGCAAGCCAUUCAAACCAGUGCAGCGGCAUCUAACAUUACCUGCAUUUGCGACAGCAACCAGGUCCCAAACAAAAUCGUGGGGACCAAUUCAGUUUGUUGUACCUUCCCGACUUGAGGCCUUGGUGUUGGCCAUUUUUGUGAUUUUGUUGAUAGCUUUGACGUUGUUGAACACAGACCCUGUUGCUGGAGACCCAAUUUACUAUACAAAAGACAAUGCCCAGUUGAGGAGAAAUUGGUAUGAAACUUUUUUGGUCAUGCAUUUCGUGUUGGGUAUGUGUUGGCUCGUUGGAUGUUGGGUUCACGUGAACAAAUUGGGAUUCAUUUACUUUUAUUAUCCUGCUGCAAUUGUUUGGAGUGUGGACAGACUUGCACGAAUCGUUCGAUUAGUAUCAUUUGGAUUUCCACGAGCCGAUGUCACUUUGCUUGAGGACGACUUGAUAAAGAUUGUCAUACCAGUUUCCAAAACAUGGCAAAAUCGAAACCACUUGGGGUACUCCUAUGUGUACUUUUGGGGAGCAGAUUGUUUUUGGCAGUCACAUCCUUUCACAUUCAUGCAUUCGCCUACCAUCGGAAGACAUAUGGUUUGCUUUUGCCGUGUCAAAGGAGGGGUGACGCAAAAGUUACGUAACUUCUUGAAAACAAAGCCAAAUAGGCAAGAUCAAAUCCGAGUCGGUGUCGAAGGACCAUAUGGAAUGCCGUCCUCAAUUCCUCACGCAGAUCUGAUGGUGUUCAUCGCUGGUGGUACUGGUGUAGCCGGAAUUUACCAAGAGAUUGUGCAUUGCAUAAAGGCGCUUGAGCCAGCUUGUGACAAAACAAUAAAGUUGAUAUGGGUAGUCAGGAACUACUCAUCCAUUGAAUGGUUUCAGACUGAGUUGGAGAUAUUAGAGGAGACAAAGGUAGAUAUUACAGUGCACAUUACAGGAUCUACAGCGGCCAAAGGAGCUUCUAAUAUUGGACUGAACGAAGAGAAGGAAGUGAGCCUCAAAGGAGCCUUCAAUCAGCAAGCUUUGAGCUCGCCACUGUCAGUAGUUGCUGAAGCAACUGACUUGAGCUUCAUCAAGAUCUCACAUGGCCGACCCGAUAUACCAGAAAUUGUGGACAUGAACAUCAGAGAAUGCAGAAGCUCAGUAUCUUUUGUCACUAGCGGGCAUCCUAAGAUGGCGGAUGAUAUGAGAAGGGCGGUAUGCCAAAAGAUUGACAGUGUGCCUGAUAAGUCAAUCCACUUUUACGACCAACUACAAGUUUGGGCAUGA